Molecule: messenger RNA, 2286 nt
Organism: Pseudocercospora fijiensis CIRAD86
Lineage: Eukaryota; Fungi; Ascomycota; Dothideomycetes; Mycosphaerellales; Mycosphaerellaceae
Product: ABC transporter, ABC-B family, HMT-ATM type
Exons: 2
Coding region: 1-2163 (720 amino acids)
Biological process (GO): transmembrane transport; intracellular iron ion homeostasis
Cellular component (GO): mitochondrial inner membrane
Molecular function (GO): ABC-type transporter activity; ATP hydrolysis activity; ATP binding
Source: RefSeq, a predicted model, not a curated record
AUGUUGGUGAGCAGAGUCGGCCUGCGGGCUGCUCUAAGACCAUGCACUGCUUCUACACGUAGGCCGACGCCUGCACUACAUAUACAAGCUUCAUGGCAUGCGAAGCGUGUGUUCGCGAAUACACCUCGGCACAGGAAGGACAAUGCCAGAGCAACGACAGCACAGAAGGAGCCACAGAACCAGAGUGAGCCCACAGAAGACAGAGUCGGACCACCAGAAGCUGUUGUGAAAGAAGCAAAGCAAGAAGAGGAGGCCAACGUGCAGAAGGCAACCAAGCCCGCUGUCAAGGCUGAUCCGCUGCUUGCCGAGCAGACUGUCUCGAACAAGGAGCAGAGGAAGGCGGACUGGGCCAUCAUAAAGGAUAUGACCAAGUACUUGUGGCCCAAGAAUGAUUUCAGCACCAAGAUGAGGGUUGGCCUCAGUGUUGGCUUGCUCGUAGGCGCCAAGGUCCUCAACGUGCAAGUACCAUUCUACUUCAAAAGCAUUGUUGAUUCCAUGAACAUCGAUUUCGCUGCUGUUGGAGGCACGGCCAUGACUGUUGCUGGCGCUGCCAUCUUUGCAUAUGGAGCGACGAGGAUAGGUGCAACAGUGUUCCAAGAAUUUCGAAACGCCGUUUUUGCCACCGUCUCGCAGAAAUCAAUUCGCAAAGUCGCUGGAAAUGUCUUCGAACAUCUCCUGAAGCUGGACCUCAACUUCCAUCUCUCGAGACAGACAGGAGGUCUCACCAGAGCUAUUGAUCGUGGUACCAAGGGCAUCAGCUUCCUGCUGACGAGCAUGGUCUUCCACAUCAUACCGACGGCUCUUGAAAUCAGUCUGGUCUCGGGCAUCCUGACCUACAACUAUGGCUGGAAGUUCGCAGCUCUCACCGUGGGCACAAUGGCCGCCUACUCUUGGUUCACCAUCGCCACUACCGCUUGGAGAACCAGAUUCCGCAAGCAGGCCAAUGCUGCCGACAACAAAGGUGCGACUGUCGCAGUAGACAGCCUGAUCAAUUACGAAGCUGUCAAAUACUUCAAUAAUGAGGCUUACGAGGCCAAGCGAUACGAUGGAGCACUGAAAAACUACCAAGAUGCCAGCAUCAAAGUUGCUACAUCUUUAGCGUAUCUGAACAGUGGUCAGAAUCUUAUCUUCUCCACGGCUCUGACCGGCAUGAUGUACAUGGCCGCUCAAGGGGUGGCCGGCGCGAACUUGACCGUCGGAGAUCUGGUCAUGGUCAAUCAGCUCGUCUUCCAGCUGUCCGUUCCACUCAACUUUCUGGGCAGCGUUUACCGCGAGCUCCGACAAUCGCUGUUAGAUAUGGAGACUCUCUUCAAUCUGCAGAAGGUGAACGUGCAGGUGAAGGAGGCGCCGAAUGCCAAGCCUCUUCUCCUCAACAAGGGCGGGGAGAUCAAGUUUGAAAAUGUGUCAUUUGGAUACCGUGCCGACAGACCCAUCUUAAAGAAGCUCGACUUGACAAUCCCCGCGGGUAAGAAGGUCGCCAUCGUGGGACCGUCAGGUUGUGGUAAGUCGACAAUCCUACGUCUGCUGUUCCGAUUCUACGAUGUGGAAUCAGGCCGAAUCACAAUCGAUGGUCAGGACAUCCGAGAAGUAUCUCUCGAAUCUCUCCGAAAGAGCAUUGGAGUCGUGCCUCAAGACACAACUCUCUUUAACGACACGAUCGAGCACAACAUCCGCUAUGGAAAAAUCACAUGCACGCAUGAAGAACUCAUCGCCGCAGCAAAACGUGCUCGCAUCCACGACAUCAUCGAGUCAUUACCCGAUGGCUACAAGACCAUGGUCGGUGAGCGAGGAAUGAUGAUUAGCGGAGGGGAGAAACAGCGACUAGCUGUCAGUCGUCUCAUCCUCAAAGACGCGCCUCUACUGUUCUUCGAUGAAGCGACCUCUGCACUCGACACGCAUACCGAGCAAACUCUCUUGCACAACAUCAAUUCCAUCUUGAAGGACAAGGCAAGGACGAGUGUCUUCAUCGCUCAUCGUCUCCGAACGAUCUAUGACAGUGAUGAAAUUAUCGUCUUGAAGGAUGGGAAAGUCGCAGAGCAGGGCACGCAUGACAAGCUCAUUCAUCAUGAUGGCAUCUAUUCGGAGCUUUGGAGCGCUCAGGAGAUGGCUUUUACUGAGGAGACGGAGGUCGUGGACCAGGCGAGGGUUGGGGAGAGGAAGUAAAUUAUGUCGAUGAUUUGGAAAUCAGAGGUCAAAUCAUUUCAUGUUCUGUAGAGGUCAUUUCGCUUUUUGAGCAUGACUCGCGUAAGAAAGCUUAAAUUUAUGGACAGUUCAGUCCAUAUGCAA